This is a messenger RNA of Neurospora tetraspora, 1032 nucleotides long. RefSeq lists its product as uncharacterized. Lineage: Eukaryota; Fungi; Ascomycota; Sordariomycetes; Sordariales; Sordariaceae. The record is from RefSeq and is a predicted model, not a curated record. The transcript has 2 exons. The coding region runs from base 122 to 943 and encodes 273 amino acids.
CCAUUCGCAACUAUCAUGAACAUGAUGGACAGCAAGUGCCAAAUUCGUGGCCCAAUCUCAGCUCAGAGGAUAUGGAGACACUCGGACAACAAAGCCAAAACACCUCAUCACGGUUCAGAUAAUGGAACAAGCACAAGCAAGAUACUGGCAAAUAUCUGGCAACAACCUGUUCGCACAGUGGCAACUUGGCAAACUCAAAACCAACAGACGGGAUAUCCUCUCUUGGAGGCAUGAUUACGUUGUGAUCGCCCUCGCAUUUGAUACCUCCGAUGUCUCCAUCGUGGGGUUGAACAACCCACCAGCCCGAGGGUGUAGCGUGUGUCAGAAUCCAGCGUUGACGUCGAUGCUUGAAAAUUCCAGUUCCUUAUCCUACGUCAGACUCUUAUUUUCAGUUAUAUCCUCCAAGACUCCAACAUCCUUUUCUCAUGGCCUAUCAUCCUUUGUUCCUGCCCCUUCUCAUCCCCAAUCCCCAACAACAUUUUCUCGGGCAUCCCAAACCACCUGUCACGUCAUUCCACCUUGGCCAGGCAAAACAGACUGGAUCUGGUGUUUCUCAUGCGCGCCAGUUCCAGAUUGCGACGCCAAGCCUUCUCCUUUCCAUCUGUUCCGUUCUCCUUUCGGCUUGAUACAUACAAGGCAAUGCCAGCCUGGCAGAUUUGACUUCAACCUACGAAAAGGCGACAAGUCAAAACACCCGCCAGCUUUGACGCCGUACGUUACGCAGACAACAUAUUUGUUUGUUACACCGUUACACAAACACGCCGAGGCCACGGCCAUGACGCGCUUCAUGGCUUUGGGCCUCCCGGCCUCUUCUUCGUCCGCCUCGUCUGUAGAGAAGAGACCAGGCCAUGGACGCGGGAUGCCAUGCCCUCAUCCUGAAAACAGAAACACCCCAAUACACGGCGAAAACAGAAACAAAAUAUUGGAAAUGAAGCUAGCCUGACUCUUGCUCACCCGCGUGAAGUCUGGGAAAGUGGGCUGCCAUCAAAGUCGGAAAGUUACAACUAGUAACAACCGUCCCGACGGCUCCCC